UGUUCAUGAGGUGCACAGGAGGAGAGGUCGGAGCCACCUCAGCCCUGGCCCCCAAAAUUGGACCCCUGGGUCUGUCUCCCAAAAAGGUUGGUGACGACAUCGCCAAGGCUACUGGAGACUGGAAGGGUCUGAGGAUCACCGUGAAGCUGACCAUCCAGAACCGUCAGGCUGCUAUCGAAGUGGUUCCCUCUGCCUCGGCUCUGAUCAUCAAAGCUCUGAAGGAGCCCCCUCGUGACAGGAAGAAGGUGAAGAACAUUAAGCACAGCGGCAGCGUGACCUUCGAUGAGAUCGUGGCCAUCGCUCGCACCAUGAGGCCUCGCUCCAUCGCCAGAGAGCUCUCAGGAACCAUUAAGGAGAUCCUGGGGACGGCCCAGUCUGUGGGCUGCACCAUCGAUGGACGUCCUCCUCAUGAUGUCAUCGAUGACAUCAACAGCGGCAAAGUCGAGUGUCCGUCAGACUAAAACGAGUCAAGUUUUCAAAUAAAAUGUUGACCAAAAACUGA
Molecule: messenger RNA, 502 nt
Organism: Austrofundulus limnaeus
Lineage: Eukaryota; Metazoa; Chordata; Actinopteri; Cyprinodontiformes; Rivulidae
Gene: rpl12
Product: ribosomal protein L12
Biological process (GO): translation
Cellular component (GO): cytosolic large ribosomal subunit; ribosome
Molecular function (GO): structural constituent of ribosome; large ribosomal subunit rRNA binding
Source: RefSeq, a predicted model, not a curated record